GGCUCGGCGAUAAAGGCCGCGUGACACACCGGAGAGGCCUAUCAGUUUUGAAAGCGUUUGAAAGUUUCGGUUGAAAGCCGCCGAAAGCGUUUAUUGCUGACAAAACGGAAAUCCAUAAUCGAUAUCGACGAUGUUUAAAUGCUGUGUGUGCAACAAAAGCUCAAAGAAGGAGAAGCCGAACGGCGAGGUGGCGAAGUUGACGCCAAAGCAGCAGAAUCAGAAGGCUGCCGACUCGCAGUUAGUUGGCAUCGAUUGCACGAAGCUCGAGGAGAACGGGCCGAUCGGACGGGAGGAGAAGUUGAACGGCGACGUGCAGAGAUUUGAGAAAGUUUCUUCCCCGUCGAUGGAGAAAGACGGUGGUACGGAAGUGGUCGACGACCUGACCGUUAAGAGUCCGUUGCCUGCUGGAAAGCGCGACGAGGUGAACGACAAUUCUCGAUCGCAGGCCGCCGAAUUGACAGCGGGAUCGAACGACGACAAGGGGGGUGACAAUGAGAACGAUAUCGGAAGUGGGAGCGGUCGAGCGAAACUGGAGAAGAGUAGCGGCGAGGUGAACGGAAGUGAGGAUGCUAAUGGGAACAGGACGGCGGAGGAAAGUGACAAUGUAAGCGGAAACGAUAACGGGGGUGGCAAAGGUGGAGGAGGAGUGGUGGAGGCAAUGCUGAAUUCCGGGGUUCCCAGCGCCGUUAAAAUUAAUCUUUACGACUCUUCCGCGUAUAUCGAGAGAACGAUCGAUGACGGACCCGAGGAGGAAGGCGAUGAUUCCGUUUUCGAAGCCUGUCCGAACGAUACCAACGCGACCGAAAAGCCGCCAGUUCCGUCAAUUCCUCGGUGGCUUUCGGAGGAAGAAGAUGGCGAGCACGAUUCAGAAGAAUGUAGCGGAAUGCAGGAACCACCGGCGACGCCGGUUGCUCGCGAUGAACUAGCUUUAAGACGUCACAGAUUCUUCUCCGAUUUAUUACACGCCGCGCAAAACGCGACAGAACACAGAGUGAGGUUCGACCCCCUAGGACCGAUGGUGCAUACCGGUUGUGAAGCUAAUGAUAAGGAGGAACAUUUGGAAGAGUUGGUAAAUAGAUUGGAAAAAGUUACAAGAAGAUUGGAAAAAGUAAAAGGUCAGUCUGUAACUGAAACUCAAGAUUCUGCUGUUCAAACAAACACACCAUCGCCAAAGAGAUCUCAAGCAGUGAAAGACAGUGACUCAGUACUCUCUGCCUCACCUUCUCAUUCAACAGAGAAAAAAGUAGAAGAUAAAUUUAUCAGCAUGUCAGUCGCAGGAUAUGAAGAUCUUUUGGCUGGUCCUGUGAAAGAAUAUUUACAACUGAGUGAAAAAAUUGGCGGUGAUGUAGUUACUCACAGCAAGCUUGUAGAAAAGGCAUUCAGGAUCCAACUGGAAUUUAUUCGGACUGCAGCAAGUCGCCCAAUCCCGGCGAACCAGUCAGAACAAAUUUCUCUUCUUGCACCUACAUCUACACAAAUUCAACAGAUUCAGGAGUUUCGUGAGAAAAAUAGAGGAUCUCAAUUUUUCAAUCAUUUAUCAGCAAUUAGUGAAAGUAUUCCAGCUUUAGGAUGGGUUGCAGUGUCACCUACUCCAGCACCUUAUGUAAAGGAAAUGAAUGAUGCUGGGCAAUUCUAUACAAAUCGUGUAUUAAAGGAAUGGAAAGAGAAAGAUAAAGUACAUGCUGAGUGGUGCAAGGCUUGGGUACAGACACUAAGUGAUUUGCAGCAAUAUGUGCGUCAGCAUCAUACAACAGGACUUGUAUGGGCAAAAACUGGCUCUGCGCCAGCAGGCAUACCACCACCUCCACCACCAUGCAUGCCUCCUAUGGGAGACGUAGCACCGGCAAAUAUUAGCGAUGACAGAAGUGCUCUUUUCGCCGAAAUUAAUCAAGGAGAAGCUAUUACAAAGAACCUAAAGAAAGUUACAUCAGACAUGCAAACACACAAAAAUCCUUCGUUGAGAACUGGGCCAGCACCAUUUAAAGCACCUGUUGUUGAUAAUGCUGUACCAACGAAAACAAUUCCGCCUGCAAAUGCGCCAAUUGAUAAACCUCCUGUAUUCACUAGAGAUGGGAAGAAAUGGCUCGUGGAAUAUCAUAAAGGUAAUAAAGAUUUAGUUAUUGAUAACGUGGAGAUGAACAACGUAAUCUACAUGUUCCGAUGUCAAGACAGUACUCUAGUUAUCAAAGGCAAAGUUAACUCCAUCGUUAUGGACUCGUGUCGCAAAUCAUCCGUUGUCUUCGAUUCUGUUGUAUCAAGUAUCGAAUUCGUUAAUUGUCAGAGUGUACAAAUGCAGGUACUAGGAAAAGUUCCCACAAUCUCAAUUGACAAAACGGAUGGUUGUCAGAUGUAUUUGAACCUAGAAUCACUAAAUGUGGAAUUCAUUAGCAGCAAGUCUAGCGAGAUGAACGUUAUGAUACCUCGAGCAAAUGGAGAUUAUGUGGAGUAUCCCAUACCGGAGCAAUUCAAAACGAUCAUCUGUCCCAAAGGUCUCAAUACCAUUGCGGUGGAUUCGCUGGGCUAAAGUCUCGACGGCUCGAUUACCCAUAGCCUAACUAAAUGUUUGUUAAGAGUACAGCUCGUUAGAGAUAUCAUCUUCAGAGGAUUCGUCGAUUUAUAAUUUAUUGCUUCUUUAUAACUAAUUUAAGAAUUUAGAAGAAGAAGAGCGAGGAAGAAAAAACGGGAGCAUAUGUACUUGCUCGAAAGUAUAGAAUUGAAUUAGAUAAAUCGAUUGAACUGUUUGAAAUAUUUGCAACCCUAUCUCCUUGUUUCGAACAUAUUUACACAUUUCGUGGAGAUCAUCGAUCCCGUGUUUCAGACAAAAUUAUGGAAUCACGUUGAAACUCAAUGCUCAAUCGAACGAGUCUUAUUAUAUUUAUGUAUAAAACACGCGAACGUUUUCUAUCGAUCGCGGCACGAUAUUUUGUAAUAUAGUCUUAAUUAGAUCCCUAGUAAUUGUGAUUCGUCUGAUAGGUGAUAACGGAUGAAAAUGGAGUCGACAUUCUUCACGAGUGUGUUAUUAACGCACGAUGGUGCUGAUGUAAGGAGACUGUAGGUUGGAUUAAAACUGUACAGGUAUGGGCAAAAGUUUUUCUAAUCUUCGAAUCUUCGACCUUUUAUACAUUUACACCAUUUUUUAUCGUGAUCAAACUUUUGUCCACACCGAUGAGAAACCGCUUCUCGAGAUUUCUCAGUCCGACUCGCUAUGGAAUUGCCAUUCGACGUUUCUCGGUGGGAAAAAGAGCGAGCGCCCCGGCACAUGCGAACAAUUUCCGAGGAAGUAGAAUCAGAAAGUAUUCACGAGUCAUUUACAAAGCAUUAGUGAUGUCAUAUCAAUAUAGCUUAAUUGUACAGAGUAUCUGGUUGUGUGUACAAAGUACAGCAAGCGAUAGAUUCAGCACGCAAAAGUAAGAAAAAGAUUUAUUGUAAAUGUAGGUCCAAUAUGAUGUUGUUCUCGAGUUACUUUUUGUUGUAUGUUAUGUUUUACAUUUUGUUUUACGUCGUCAUUAUUGAGCUAUUCCAAACAAAGCAGACAUUGCAUAGAUUGAAUAAUAUUAGAUCUGAUUGAGGAAGUGUUUGCAGAUUUUAAAUAUCUCCAUGAUAAUACAUGAGCAAAUUUAAGUCUGGAGAGCGAUUGAAAAAUACAGUCUGUGUGAAGUAUUUCUUUAACAACUGUUGCAACAUAAAGUAAGUUGUAACUUGAAAACAAAGUCAUAUUGAAUGAUAUUAUUGUUUAAACCGUUUAAACGAUAUUAUUGUUUUUUUUUUGUUUUAAUAUGCUGAAUUCAUCUCUACUGCACUUCUUACAUUUAACGAGGUACCCAAUAUUAACUUGAGACUUUUGCAGCAUUCUUACUUUACAUAUCGUAUUAUGUAUUAAUUCAAUGAUGUAGAACCGCGUUGAUUGGAAAGAAAUGAUUUCAUGCCAGUAUAACAUUAUAUAUAUAUAUAUAAUUUUCAUUGAAUUUUCAAGUUUGUGCUUUCAGUUUUGCGAGUCUUCCGUGUUCAUAAAUGUUCGUGAUGUGUAAAUAGAAUGGGAUGCUGAAUUUAUUUUAUGAGAGAACAAAUCGAUCGUUUACGCGCGUGCGUUGAAGAACUUUCGCACUCGUAAGAGGAUGAUGGUAUCCUUCGAGACGAAGCGAGACGAAAAUGAUCAAAAAUAACGGUUGUGCAAAAGUCUUAAUGGUCAAGCCGUAAGGAGGAACACUCCACGAAACGAUAAAUCAAUUAAUAAACUCGAUACUGAAUUUUAAAAGCGUGCUGUUUGAACGUGACGUAAAUUACAUUGUGAUUUUUACCACUUGGUAUAUUGUGCUAAUCGUAGGUAUAAUCUAAUAUUAGAACUACUUAAAGGCACGAUCUAGAAUGACAUGAUCAUAAUAGAAUAACAAUGAAUCCAGCAGUUCGAUCCUUUUUUAUCAGAGAGACAGAAAGAGAGGGAGAGAAAAAUUCAAAAGAGACACGACUUUUUCAUUUAUAUCAAAUAUACGGUACUAAACCUGUUUGAAUCUAGAACGCUGAUCAUUUGAACUGAGUGAUUAUUUAUCAUUAAGGAUCGUACUGCCUGUAAUGCCGUAAUUUCUAACAGCCUUCGUUUUAAUAUCGAUAGAGUAUUACAUUGAGAAUAAUUAAUAUUUAUUUCUGAAUAUGAUUUUCAGUGCUAUUUCUAAUUGUCCUAAUAAAACAAAUUAAUAUACCAUUUAAA
Messenger RNA from Frieseomelitta varia, 4705 nucleotides. RefSeq names its product adenylyl cyclase-associated protein 1 (gene capt). The record is from RefSeq and is a predicted model, not a curated record. Gene Ontology annotation, molecular function: adenylate cyclase binding; actin binding. Gene Ontology annotation, biological process: cell morphogenesis; cytoskeleton organization; regulation of adenylate cyclase activity. The coding region runs from base 131 to 2524 and encodes 797 amino acids. The transcript is spliced from 9 exons. Gene Ontology annotation, cellular component: cytoplasm. Lineage: Eukaryota; Metazoa; Arthropoda; Insecta; Hymenoptera; Apidae.